AUGGAAGCGAUCCGAAACAAGGACAAGAGAUCUCCGUUGGCUGACAAGGAUUACGUGCCAAUGGGGCCAGUGUACAGGAAUGCCUAUGCAUUUCACAGAACCUCCUCUGCUGUACUGCUUGACACGUACAGGAGCAACCUGGAAAUGGAGAAGCAGAUGAAGGUGUACGUGUACGAGGAAGGCGAGCCGCCGGUGUUCCACGACGGGCCGUGCCGCAGCAUCUACUCGACGGAGGGCAGGUUCAUCCACUCCAUGGAGAUGGAGAGCCGGCUGCGGACCAGGGACCCCGCCCGCGCCCACGUCUUCUUCCUCCCCUUCAGCGUCGUCAAGAUGGUGAAGACCAUCUACGAGCCCGGCUCCCACGACAUGGCCCCGCUCAAGCGCACCGUCGCCGAUUACGUCCGCGUGCUCUCCGACAAGUACCCCUUCUGGAACCGCAGCACCGGCGCCGACCACUUCAUGCUCUCCUGUCAUGACUGGGGGCCGUACGUGUCGUCGGCUAACGCGCAGCUGUUCGGCAACGCCAUCCGGGUGCUGUGCAACGCCAACACGUCGGAGGGGUUCAACCCUGCCAAGGACGUGUCGCUGCCGGAGAUCAACCUGCGGAGCGACGCCGUGGAGCGCCGCUUCUGCCUGUGCCCCGGCGGGUACGAGGUGGCGUCGCCGCGGCUGGCGGAGGCGCUGUACCUGGAGUGCGUCCCCGUCGUGGUGGACGACGGCGAGUACGCGCUGCCGUUCGCGGACGUGCUCAACUGGGACGCGUUCGCGGUGAGGGUGCGCGUCGCAGACGUCCCCCGGCUCAAGGAGAUCCUGUCGGCCGUGUCGCCGCGGCAGUACAUCCGGAUGCAGCGCCGGGUGAGGAUGGUGCGCCGGCACUUCAUGGUGCACGGCGGACCGCCGCGCCGGUACGACGCGUUCCACAUGAUCCUCCACUCCGUCUGGCUCCGGAGGCUCAACGUCAGGAUCGCUGCUCAUGCACAGGGCUGA
Miscanthus lutarioriparius is the source of this 987-nucleotide messenger RNA. The record is from the annotation of a GenBank genome assembly. Lineage: Eukaryota; Viridiplantae; Streptophyta; Magnoliopsida; Poales; Poaceae.